AUCUAAUUCAAAAUAAAACAGGAUAGUAACACUAAAUAAUCGAGGCAUUGACAAUGCAAGAUAACUGCUGUUUCCUUAAACUAUUUGAAAACGCCACGAUAAGAUGCAUCGGCAAUGUGCAUUUCACUUCCUUGUUCUGGUGGCUUAUUCUCCAUCCAGCAGUGCUACAUGAAGAAUUAACGGAGGACUGAAUAAAAUACAUAUUGGUUGGUCAUUAUGGAAAAUUACAUUAGAUACAACUACCUGUAUAUUGUUGUGAUAAAUCUGACUUGGCUGUCACUUUGUUAUAGCAAUGAAUGGGUAUCCAUAGAACAUAACAUAGAAAUGGCUCUGUCUUGUGGGAGGGGUGAAGCUAUUUACAUAGAGAAUGUCACUCGUGCAACAACAUGUCAUGAAAGCAAUGAGCUGAUACCUAAAACAGAAUGGGGAGAAAGAUUUGAUAUUUGUAACGGAGAGAAAAAAUGCUACAUAACCGGACAUAACUCGUCAGCCAUAGAAGAUUUUAAUUCCAGUCGUAUAAAUGCUACUAACGUCUGCUAUAGAUGUCUCAAAUCUGCCAGAAAACGCAACAACCGAAAUAUGACUUUGGAUUGCAAUCAUGAAUAUAUCCAAACAAGAGCAGUGAUACAUGGGCUAAGCGUAGAUCGUUGUCCAAAUGACAAAAGGUGCUGCCAAGUUGAAAGUUCAGAACGACUCGAAGAGAUUAAAGAAAUUUGUGAUAACCAAGGUACAUGUAACAUAACAUCUACUCUUAGUGGUGGUAAAUGUCAAUCGAAAAAAAGAAAUUACGAACAAAUAUUAUAUGAAUGCAUUCCUCCUCCACCAACAACUCUUAGCACAUCUAGAAAAAUUACAACAAUUAGACAGGAAACAACACAGGCUACAACACCUCAACCAACAUCAACAACAACAACAGCCACGCAGAGAGAAACGUCAACUCUAACUGCAAUAACAAAAGCAGCACAUUCAACAAGAUUCCAAACAGAGGAAGUACUAGUAUCCAAAGUUUCAGUUCCAACUAGUACAUCUACUGUAAAAGAAUAUUCUACAAGUACUGCAGAUGAGACGCCAAAAACACAUAGUGAGAUUACAACAAAAGAACCUGAUCCUACCACAGACAAAGAUGAUAUUUUGGAAGAACAGGGUUUCGGAAAAUAUGAAAAUAUUCUUGCUGUUGUUUUGCCAGCUGUGCUUGGUGGAUUGAUUUUGGUGGCUAUUAUUGUGGUGCUAAUGGUGUGCCUUAUCAGACGAAAAAGGAGAGCAACAAAGGGGAAUCGAAGCAAACCAAAUAAUGAUACACUUCAUGCAAAUGAUGCCUUCAUAAUGGACCUGAAGGAGAAAUGUGACAAUGGCAGAAAAGGAAAAAUCAAUGAUGAAGUUGUUCCAAACGAAGUACCUGAAAACAUCCAUAAGAGAUGCAAUGAUGGAGAAAGUGACCAAAAUGGAGAUGGCAGCCAAGACUGCUAUGAUAGAAUUCAACUUGGUGCAACGAAGAAUCCCAGAGUUGGUAAAAAGCUUGAUGAGAGCUAUUCCCAUGUCAUAAAAUGUGAUGAUAACGAUCUCUAUUAUUCCACUGCCGUUGACGUUUCCGAAGAAGACCUUAAGGAAGAAAAUGAAAAUGAGAUUGGGUCAUUAAAAAUCAACAAUACGUAUUCAAAUGUUACAGAACUAAUCACGGGUUCCCCAUCAAAGAAAGCUCCCAAGUUUGUAAUAGCAGAUGACAAAAGAGAUGAGAGAAGCACGCAUGCCAAUGUAAAUGAAAUUAAAGAAACAAAGGAAAUGCUACCACAUAAUGAUGACUAUUAUUUGAAAGUGGCAACACAUACUGAACCUGCCAGUGGCCAUUCAUCCACUUCCACCAAAGAUAUUAGUGAUAUCUACGCAGCAGUGGAUAAAACAAAGAAAAAUAAAGCCAGAUUCUGAGUUAAAGUGAAUGUAACGAAACCUCUGGUGUCCGUUUGAUAGACUAUGCCAUUUACAAUGACAAAUGAUGUAUUUAAAUACAGUCGCGUGGUUAUAUGUAAGAAUAAUUAACUCUUAAAAACUUUGAGGUUCAUUAAACUUCUUAGGAAUACAGGGCUCUUAUUACCACAGAAGUAGAAUAUUUUCAUACCGGCUGAACCACAAGAAAAGUGCCUCAUAAAAGAAACACUUUUUAAAAAAGUAGUCUACAUUAUACAGUAUAUUUUUCAGUAUCCAGACACCUGUCUAAUAUGAACACCUCCCUAUGUGAACAUUCUUUUUUCGUCCAGGUUAUCAAUAGAAUGUUUUCCAUUAUUUAGCUAAUUGACAUCUGUUAGACGCCAAACGUUGUGUAAUAUAUUUUGGCCCACCCUGUAAAAUUAAACUUAUACUGUAUCAUAUGAAAAAACUCAAUAAGAUAAAGAGAUAAUUGUUUGAAUGCCCCUCAUUAACAGUGACAGAUCCAAUGCGUCACUGUGCGUGUUCCUGUGAGAUAAAACUAGGGCUAAAGUCCUAUUUUGUUAUGAUAUCAUUAAGUAACAUUAUACCCGCUUCACGAUUCUAAGUGAUAUAAAUCCUUUUUUAGCAUCGGGUCAUACCACUUCCUGGAAUAAUAUAUGACAUAAAGUUGCUUUAAAUGUUUUCAAUUAUAUCACAAAUUGGAGUUAUUUCAAUGAUAUACUAGAUUGAAAUAAUUGUUCCAGGAACUCCUCAAUUAGGGCAUUAAAAUGAAUUGUACAAUUAUUUUAUGAAUCAUCCAAAUAUGUACUAUUCGUGAUAAAAAGAAA
Owenia fusiformis is the source of this 2750-nucleotide messenger RNA. The record is from the annotation of a GenBank genome assembly. Lineage: Eukaryota; Metazoa; Annelida; Polychaeta; Sabellida; Oweniidae.